AUGACCAGCGGCCCUGGAGGAGGAGGAGGAGGAGGGAGCGGGCAGCCGGCGCACCAACAGCAGCAGCAACAUAGCAACACCAGCAACAACAACAACAACAGCAGCAGCAGCAACAUCAACAGCAACAACGGUGCAACAGCAACAGCAACAGUGAGCAGCAGCAGCAACAACAGUAGGAGCAACACACCGUCAUCCGUUGGAACGGGAGCCACAUCCACGCUCCAGCGUCGCAUCCUGCGAGGCCACGCCGCCCAAACAACCAGCGGCGAGCGUGUCCUGCUCAUCAACUACGUGCCACAGACGGGAACUGGAUCUGGAUCGGGAGCAACUACCGCCACCACAUCCACAUCCACCCAGAGCGGCACGUCCCAAAUGCCCACCCGUAAGAUACUCCAGGCCAGAGCCUCGGCAGCAGCAGCAGCAGCCGCAGCGGCAGCUGGGGGUGACACCUCGCCACCACCGGCCACACCGCCGGCCGUCUCAUUUGCUGGCCUCGGCUCCGAGGUGACCGUCACCCUGACACGCACCAAUCAGCGUGCCAGCGUGACGAGUGUCACAGCCGCCGGUCAUAUUGUAAGGAAUCAGCAAGCCACAUAUUCAGCCAACACAGCAUCGUCGUCGACCAGCUCGACAGCGAUCCAUGAGCAUAUAGCCACGCCAACAACGCCACCGCCUCUGGUGUUCACCCAUCAUCCGCACCACCAUCAGCAGCAGCAAUCCCAGCAACACCAGCAGCAUCAUGACUACCAUCAGGAUCACCAGCUGCUGGGUCAGGAGCACAUUAUCAUCGAUCACCAUCAGCAGUCGGAGGAUGAUCAGUUGAUUGAGUACGAUGAUAGCGGGGGAAUGGAGGAGCAGCAUCAUCAAUUGCAACUGCAGGAGGAACUGCACGAUUCCCAGCAGCAGGAUCAUCAUGACGUUGUCCAGGAGGUGUAUCUCCAGUAAGAGAGAUCUAGGAUAGGCUUUUAGUGAAAUAAGUUUUUAGCCAUUUUAUAAAUAACUGAAGGGGGGUUACCAAUAGAUGUGUUUUUAAAGCUUUAAAUUGGCUUUUAAAAUUUUUAACGAAUUUUAUUCAAAACCACUUAGUUAUGUAUUUCAAUUCCACAUUUUUGAAACCCAUCGCUUCAGAUCAUGUAGAUAAAAAUACGCAUAUUUAAUCCAAAAAAGUAACACUAAAAUAGGUCUCUAAGGAUGAUAUUGUAUAUAAAUUUUGGGACAAGUGAGGAGGAAUAUCGGUCUAAAAAUACAUACACAUUGAAGAUAAAAUUCAAUUACCUAGUUAAUAACGUAUACAGAUUAUUUUUGUACUAUACAAGAUAUCCUUGAAAUGUGAAUUUUGGUUCGGAACUUACACUUACACUGCACUCUAAUAGCUAACCAUUGAAGAUCCAAAAGUUAUGGCCAGUUGCAGAUCGAGUGGGAUAUCAUCCAAAAGCGUAAUCAAAUGUAAAGUAUAUCGACUUCAAUUUAGAAAGAAACAAAUUUCGCACAUAAUGCAUACAUAUUUAAGAAUUACAUUCUGAUUGUUUGAUUGAGAGAACUGUUGAUGCGAAAAGGCCCCAGGAAUUCAUUGACCCAUUUGGGUCAAGUCUAUAGGAAGAACGUAGUUAUGUAACCCAGGGUUUGGGGCCAAGGCAAUAAAGCAAGCCGGUUUGUGUACUGAAAUUAA
Messenger RNA from Drosophila ananassae, 1669 nucleotides. Its product is annotated as sericin-2. The record is from RefSeq and is a predicted model, not a curated record. NCBI's taxonomy places the organism in Eukaryota, Metazoa, Arthropoda, Insecta, Diptera, Drosophilidae. The coding region runs from base 1 to 945 and encodes 314 amino acids. The transcript has a single exon.